UUCCCAUCCCAGUCUGUCCCCGGCGCUGCUGCCUGCUAGUGGCCACAGUCCCCACAACCAGUGGAUUAUUGAGAGGCGGCCGAGACCGAGCAGAGAAGACAGGGCUGCACCGUAGACGUACGCGGGGAUCCUGCGCUCAGAGUGGCACACGUAAGAGGCAGUGGAUUUACAAAGCAUGGGGGAGAUGGAGCAGCAGACAGCAGCCUCUCGGUUAGGUGCUCCCGAGAGUGCUGGCAUCAGUACUUUAGAACAUGGAACCAAGCCACCUCUGUCACCACAUGGCAAGUCUUUUCCAUUCAAAGUCCAAAUGUUGGAUGACACGCAGGAAACUAUUGAAGCACCGCUAAGAGCCCCUGGAAAAGCACUUCUAGAUGCUGUCUUUAGCCACCUAAACCUAGUUGAAGGUGAUUACUUUGGACUGGAGUUUCAGGACCAUAGGAAAAUAAUGGUAUGGUUGGACCUGCUGAAACCGAUUAUUAAGCAAGUUAGAAGACCUAAAACUAUGGUUUUGAAGUUUGUUGUAAAAUUUUUCCCACCUGAUCACACUCAACUUCAAGAAGAAUUGACAAGGUACCUCUUUGCUCUUCAAGUGAAACAGGAUUUAGCACAAGGCAAGCUAACAUGUAAUGAAAGCAGUGCUGAUCUCCUCAUCUCACACAUUGUUCAGUCUGAGGUUGGAGAUUUUGAUGAGGCUGUUGACCGGGAACAUUUAGCCAAAAACACUUAUAUGCCCCAACAAGACGCUCUGGAAGAAAAGAUCAUGGAGUAUCAUCGAAAUCACUUUGGACAGACACCAGCCGAAUCAGAUUUCCAACUUCUGGAGGUUGCCCGUCGCUUGGAGAUGUAUGGCAUCAGAUUGCACCCAGCCAAGGAUAGGGAAGGAACUAAAAUCAACCUUGCUGUUGCUAACACAGGAAUCCUAGUAUUUCAGGGUCACACGAAAAUAAACGCAUUUAACUGGGCAAAAGUACGAAAGCUGAGCUUCAAGAGAAAAAGGUUUCUUACCAAGUUACGCCCAGAUGCAAAUAGUUCUUACCAGGAUACUUUGGAAUUCAUGAUGGCUAGCCGGGAUUUCUGCAGGUCAUUCUGGAAAAUAUGUGUCGAGUACCAUGCCUUUUUCAGGCUCUUUGAGGAACCAAAACCAAAGCCAGUUCUUUUCAGUCGAGGUUCUUCUUUUAGAUUCAGUGGCCGAACACAAAAGCAAGUUUUGGAUUAUGUGAAGGAAGGAGGACACAAAAAAGUGCAGUUUGAAAGGAAGCACAGCAAGCUUUGUUCCAUAAGAAGUUUAUCUACCCCUUCAUCUGAACAGAUAGAGGUGCCAAAACAACAGAGCCCUAAGAUAACCCUUAUACAGAGCUCUCAACCAGAUGAGAUACAAACCUUAUCGCCACGCAUAGAAGAGAAGUUAGUGACUGAGGUGCUAAUACAACAUAAAAGUCCCUCUCCCAAUAAAGUACCUUUGGAGAAGAGAGCAAAAGAAGGAGCGCAUUUGACAAUUGAUGGGGAAGACGCUGCCAAAGACCAUAUACAGCAGAAUAUGAAGAAUGCACACCAACCAAGCACAGGUUCUUUAACAGGGAGCCCACACCUUUCAGAACUAUCUAUUAACUCUCAAGAAGGAACGACUGUACUUAACUCGACACUCUCCCCAAACUUAAGUCCUGAUGGAAAGCCUUCUUCCCCACUAAUAAGCCCAUUUUUGAAUGAAUCUAUCUGCAUCAGAACUGAUGAUGAGGAAGAUAGCCGUAAAAAGAAAUUUCCUACAGACAAAGCCUACUAUAUUGCAAAGGAAGUUUCAACUACAGAAUGUACCUAUCUUAAAGAUCUUGAGGUUAUUACUGUGUGGUUUCAGAAUGCAACAAGCAAAGAGGACUCCAUGCCAGAGCAAUUGAAAAACCUAAUUUUCUCCAACUUUGACCCCCUACAUAAAUUCCACUCCAGUUUCCUAAAGGAAGUUGAUCAAAGGCUGGUACUCUGGGAGAGCAGGUCCAACUCGCACAUGAAAAGUGAUAAUCAGAAAGUUGGGGAUGUUAUGCUGAAGAACAUUCAGGGAAUGAAGCAAUUCACAAGUAACCUUCAGAAACACUAUGAAGCACUGAUAGAACUUGAAAAAGCAAUAAAAAAAACUCACGGAAGCUAGAUGUUUUGUGCAGAGACUUUGAGCAAGAAAAGGUGUGCUACCUGCCUCUGAAUAUGUUUUUCCUCCGGCCAUUGCACAGACUGAUGCACUACAAACAGCUCAUGGAGAGGCUCUGCAAACACUACUCUCCAAAUC
Messenger RNA from Bufo gargarizans (Asiatic toad), 2275 nucleotides. Its product is annotated as FERM, ARHGEF and pleckstrin domain-containing protein 1-like. Gene Ontology annotation, molecular function: cytoskeletal protein binding; guanyl-nucleotide exchange factor activity. Bases 176 to 2140 code for a protein of 654 amino acids. NCBI's taxonomy places the organism in Eukaryota, Metazoa, Chordata, Amphibia, Anura, Bufonidae. The transcript has a single exon. Gene Ontology annotation, cellular component: cytoskeleton. The record is from RefSeq and is a predicted model, not a curated record.